Messenger RNA from Exophiala dermatitidis NIH/UT8656, 3421 nucleotides. RefSeq lists its product as uncharacterized. NCBI's taxonomy places the organism in Eukaryota, Fungi, Ascomycota, Eurotiomycetes, Chaetothyriales, Herpotrichiellaceae. The record is from RefSeq and is a predicted model, not a curated record. The transcript has a single exon. Bases 1603 to 3078 code for a protein of 491 amino acids.
GUUUCAUGUUCUUUUACCAGGCUCCGAGUCGUUCUAACGAUGGCACUGGCACUAGGUACUACAAGACUAAUCCACUGCAGUGAUAGUGCGAGAACUGCGCGAUUGCUCGAACCACAAUUGUCCCCGCUGGCAGGAGUAGCACCAUCGUUCGUCCACCACCGGCGCCAUGUCAACUGCUCGGUUGCCCCGUUAUGUCCUCACUGUCACGACCCUGACUGUCCUUCGAGUGCGCCUUGCCCGGCUACCCGCCCAGGCAUAAAAGUGCCCACAGCGCCCGUGACUGCAUCGGGAUUGUUUCGAGUUCCGCUUCUGCCCCCCAAGUGGUACAGGGUAAGAGGGCGCUUGCAAAGAGAUGGUCAUCGCGCGGGGUCCACUAUUGUUAUUGGAGCCGCGGAGGAGACAUGGGCGUCGACAUCCCCCUUCCGAUGAUACCUGGUAGGGCAUAUCUCUCGUGUUACUACUGUAUGAAUCAGCAAGGUGCCAGCGCAGCCAAUCACACCGAAAGCGGAGGAUACAAAGUACCUACCUAGGUACUGAUGCUUUUCCGCUCCACACCCGCAGCCUUGCCAUGUCACCGGGUCGAGAGGGGACGCCUGAAGAGCUGGCAGAGUUUUCAGACAGCCGACUCUAGAGGGGCAUGUUCUCCCUGAAAUUCCUGAAGGCCUGUAUGGCUGGCAGUGCGGGUAAGCUCAGGCUUCUUAUCAGAGUUGCUGAUGGCGGACGCUCCCCGAUACGCCAAUGGUACUGCACAGUGUGCUCAGGGCUCAAGGUUCAGCAUCAUUCUCAUUGCCGUUCUCCUCCUGUUUGCGUGUCUUUCCAUGAGCGGAGUCAACUUGCUGCCUAGGCGGAGACCUUACAAUGUGUGCUGUGAAUGGAAAAUGGGAGGACAGUGCAGAUGCAGGAGCAAGGAACUGAGGUCGGUCACAAGUUACAAAAUGAUAUUCAAUGAUAUUCAAUCGUCUUUCACGGUUUCUCAUCUCACUAAGGGUUACUUGCUGCGUUGUUGACUUGUUGAUUCUUCACGCCAUUCCCUCUGACCGUUGUACUUCGGACUUGCUGGCCAUAAGAAAAGAGAAUUUGAGAAUGAAUGACUGCACCAAAAGAAAAACGACGUUCUCAGUGAACAGCCUCACCAUGUUGUUCUUUGAUGGAAACGAGCUGUUUCACCGAUGUCCAUCAUCACUCCUGCCGAUGUCUUGGGAAUGUCUUUUUGUUCUUGCCCAGGUCAAGUCGUUGGAUGGGAUCGCAGUUCUCCCCUCCCAGUUUGCUGUUCUGGCGGCCGCCCGGCUCAUCGCCUCACCUCGUUCACUUGCGACAACAUGACCAUGAGCUUCCACCCACGGACUUAGAGUCCGGCACAAACUCCGCAGAAGACAUUGACAUCGACUUCAUCUCAACCUCACUUUCCAAAACACAAGCGUGAUUGUCCCACCUCAACCGCGCAUGAAACGGGUAUCGAUCUCCUCCAUCCUUUUCUUCUUCCUUCAUCUCUCACAACCCCUUCUCAAAGCAUCCUUGUUACUGCGACAAGCGUGAUCACACAGUUACUUUCUAUCAUCCUCAAACCCAAAGCCUAUCGACGCUUUCCAUCCCUCAAUCAUCAUGCCGCUGGCAAUGGCGGCGCGUGCCACACCGCCCUCGAACCCUAACUACGACGUACAGUUCUCUGAUGCGACCAUUCAGGGCAUCUUCAAGAAGAGUCUGCCGGACGUCAAGCCAGAACACGUCUCCAUCGAGCACCUCCCGUCUGGCAAGUCGUUCAACAAUCGCAUCUACUUCAUCAACCUUACUGAGCCAGCUGCUCUGACCCGACCCGAGUUCAAGAUCAACGGAGUCGAGUCUACUGACAGUGCGCAGACCAGCUGGGCGACAUCCUUUGUCCUCAAAGUCUCCGGUUUGCCUUUCGGACCAAGCAAGACCCAGAACGAAGUGGCGUGUUUAUUGUUACUGGAGAAAUACUGUCCCACCGUGCCUGCGCCUAAGGUUGUCGCCUGGUCUGACGAUGGUAACAAGAUCAAGACACCCAGCGACUCGCGCGGCACUCGAACUCGCUCUGCAUCCUGGGUUUUGAGGUUGAAGAAAGCCACUGGCAGCGGCCUUCGGAACCGUGACGUCGAGACCGAGAACAAUGAUCAGCUUGACACCAAGGGACGCGGCUGGAUCCUUAUGACCCGUGUUCCCGGUCGCAUCAUCAGCAGAGAGGACAUCAUGGGACCGACUGGAGAUGCGAUCAUGAUCAAGAUGGCGGAACACGUCGCAGCUUGGCGUAAGAAUAUGCCACCAGCUCGAGCAGUUGGAAACCUUCGCCUCAUCCGUCGCUUCGGUGUCCCACCACCAUCAGCAACCAUGUAUGACAGAGGCAUCCUGCCAGGUCUAGACGUCUACGUCGAAGGGCUCAUCGCAAGUGAAUCGUCCAGUACGGCACUCAACACCACUCAACGCUAUUUCGUCCACAAACUUAAAGCAGAAGUUCGUCGUCUUAAAGACAACAAGAUCUACGAACAGAACAAGGACUUUGUCAACAAGCUUGUGUCGCGAUUCAUCAAAGACACUCUGCCCAAGUUGCCCAUCUUCUGUCGCGAAACAGGAGAGAUGAUCUUCACCCACUACGACCUGUCUCCACGCAACGUUCUUGUGGUCGACACUCCCGUCGGCGCCGCAGUUUCUGCUGUGAUCGACCUCGAGUUCGGCGGCUUCUUCCCAGCGACCGAGGAAUUCGCAAACGUCGUGGAGAAUGACAAUCAGGAAUGGCCGGCUCAUCAGUAUGAGGUUUUCCUUGCCACCUUGGAUCGCCACAAUGCUCUGCCUCAGUCGCUCGCUCGCGUCUUCUCUGGUCCUCCCUCGGCCUAUCUUCCUGUCAUCCACCCGGAUUUUGGCGGUGUCGAGUUUCAACAGGCUGUUCUCCUUGCGCGCAUCGCUGGAAACAUUGCUCCAUGGUGGGUCAAGGAUGAGAGCGGGUUGGAUCAAGAAGACCUGAACCGCGAAUUGACCACUGCAAAGGCCAGAGUCGAAGACGCCGUCAUGCGUCUUGAGCAAAUCGUCCUGGCUGGCAAACAGGCCAAGCCAGUUGCCUUUUGAGUGGCAGGCGAGGCGACAUGCGAGAAACGAAGGGGGAGUGGAGUGGAGUUGAAUUUGUUUUUUGCAUUGAUCAUUUUGUCAUUGAACCUUGAAGCUAGCCAGUGAAUGCAGUGGGGGAGAUGAAAUGCCAGAUCAGAGGGCAAGCAGAUGAAUGGGAUCCCAUCAUUGCAAGCAAAGCAAGUACUGGCACUGGCUUCUAUUCAAGUUCACCAGAGAAUCGCGCGUAUGUAAGCGUUGAGAAAAUUGGGCUGCGUCAGCAGAUCCCAUCAUGCAGUUGAAUGCAAAAUGCAAAGUUGAAAUGAUUCUUUGUAGUUGCCAGUGAUGUAGGAGCUUAGGAAGCGAG